Messenger RNA from Leptopilina boulardi, 629 nucleotides. RefSeq names its product 60S ribosomal protein L14 (gene RpL14). NCBI's taxonomy places the organism in Eukaryota, Metazoa, Arthropoda, Insecta, Hymenoptera, Figitidae. Gene Ontology annotation, molecular function: structural constituent of ribosome; RNA binding. The transcript is spliced from 4 exons. The record is from RefSeq and is a predicted model, not a curated record. Gene Ontology annotation, biological process: translation; ribosomal large subunit biogenesis. Bases 153 to 584 code for a protein of 143 amino acids. Gene Ontology annotation, cellular component: ribosome; cytosolic large ribosomal subunit.
GCGGUAUUCAAUAAUGUAACAAUAAUGCCGCCUGGUGUUCAAAUAUUGUAACUUCCUUUUCCUGCUCUUGCGUUCUCUUUUCGUAUUGUCCUCCAAAAAGGAGUGUUAUUUUUUAUUAAAAUUUGGAUAUUUUAUCCAGUUUUUUCAACAAAAUGAAGGGAUUUCAAAGAUUUGUGGAAACAGGCAGAAUUGCCUAUGUCAACAAUGGACCUGAGAAAGGAAAAUUGGUUGCUAUUGUCGAUGUCAUCGAUCAAAACAGAGUUUUAAUCGAUGGACCAAUGUACAAAAUAGGAAGAACUCAAAUGAGACUUUCGGACCUUCAUUUGACUAAAUUGAAAUUAAAAAUGCCUCGUACAGGUAGCACACGAGUUGUAAGAAAAGCAUGGACCGAUGCUAAAGUCGGUGAAAAAUGGGCUGCUACAAUGUGGGCUAAAAAAGUCGAGGCAAAGAAAAAGAGAGCCGCAUUGAGCGAUUUUGAUCGUUUCAAAUUGCGAAAGGCAAAACAAAUUCGCAACAAAUUAAGAACAUCCGCAUUCUUCAGGUUAAAGCGUCAAGCGAAACCAAGCAAAGAACAGAAAAAAUAAAUGCUUGAUUUAUUUUUAAGGUAAAAUAAAAUAUUGCUAAAUAAA